Messenger RNA from Serendipita indica DSM 11827, 1191 nucleotides. The record is from the annotation of a GenBank genome assembly. NCBI's taxonomy places the organism in Eukaryota, Fungi, Basidiomycota, Agaricomycetes, Sebacinales, Serendipitaceae.
AUGCCUAUGCUCCCUCCUGGUCGUCUCGAGUGGGCGUUUAUCGACUCGAGUAUGCCGUCCGUCACGGUUCAAUCGGAACCUGCGUACAGAGUGUGCAUCGCAUGGCGCGUUCUCUCUGGUCGGAAUACCUUUCAUCAUCCAUUUGGCGCACAAGACGAGCUCAAGGUCUUGCUCCACCACUUUCCACUCGAACCGCGUCGACACCAAUGGACGAGAGAUACAGAGAUUGGACCGCUAGCGCAGGCUAGCAUUGAGCCGAUGAGUCCACCGUGCGAUGAGCAGUUUGUGUGGUCGCCCAACGGCACAUCGUGGCAACAGCGCCGCGAAGAUACAAAGACACGCGCGGCGGCGUUGGAGCAGUGGAUGCAGGGUCUCAUGCGACUCAAGCAGACACCCAUGGCGGGUGUGCUGGAGAGUGAUUUAUUGCGUCAGUGGAUGACGCCAAAGCGAGAUGGCGAUUACCAGACUUGGUCGGAGAUUAUCAAAUUCCCGCCUGUUCCUCCGUCAAUGUUCGAUACCCCAAGGUCAAAGGCAGUCGAAGUGACUAUCAACGACAAGUCCAUCUUUGCACCUGGUGGAGGGGCUCCACAGGUUGGAUUCCGCCGCUCAGAGCUGAUCCCGGCAACAAACAAUGGCUCGGACGCCACAGUCCAAGGCACGACCACUUUCCACUGGUCCAUUCGGAAUGACCCUGCUCGACCUCUCAAUUACAGUCACGAAUACCAUGCGGCAUGGCAUGAGACGGCAGAUUAUUCAACCUCUCAGUUUACCUUCCUGACUGGAAAACCGUUUGACUCGUCAUUUGAUCCAAACGUGACCAAUGCACGAACUCUGCGCGUUGCUGGUCGUCAAUCCAACCGACCGGAGAUUACCUUCUUCCAGACACCGUUCACCUUUGAUAUUUGGCACAACUUUGCCUUGACGAUUGGAUGGGAAAGCAAUCAAUUCACUGUGUACUAUUCCAAAGGUCACCAGCCCCUUAAAAAGGUCGCAGGUCCGUCCUACAAUGAUAACUCGGGUGGCGGACAAUUCCACGUGGGUAUGCUCAAACUUCCCACUGGUCCACUGGGGAUCGACGUGCUGCACGAAGGCUACCAACAAAAGCAUCUCAAUGAAGGCCUUAUCUUUGGUGGAGUAUUCAUCGAGCAAAGUGCAAAGGGCUGCGUCACUUUGCAUCCUAGGCCAAUCUGA